This is a messenger RNA of Heterobasidion irregulare TC 32-1, 639 nucleotides long. RefSeq lists its product as uncharacterized. Gene Ontology annotation, biological process: double-strand break repair via homologous recombination. Gene Ontology annotation, cellular component: chromosome; cytoplasm. The record is from RefSeq and is a predicted model, not a curated record. The transcript has 2 exons. The annotation marks the transcript as partial. Lineage: Eukaryota; Fungi; Basidiomycota; Agaricomycetes; Russulales; Bondarzewiaceae. Gene Ontology annotation, molecular function: four-way junction helicase activity; 3'-5' DNA helicase activity.
GGGAAGACAGCAGUUGCAUACUUACAUCUAAUCUUAAUCUCCCAUUUGUCAAAGAAGCCUCCGAGAUCCUUGCUGCUCUUUGUGAGAAGCAUUCAGUCAACUGCUGUGGUCUUGAUGAUCACAUCCCUGAUUGAUGUCGGACUGUGUCAAGUGGAAGAAAUGUCAAGGAUGGGAGUUAGAGCAGUCUCGCUAGACAAGGAGACAGUGAGGGAAGCACACCAAAAAGGCAAAAACCUGCUAAAGAAGGUUAAACAAGGGAAGUGGUCGGUUAUCAUCAUGUCUCCAGAACGGCUGAACUCACCGGAAUUCGAGAGAAUUGUACAAAAUGAAUGGUUUAGGAAGCUUCUUGCUUUGUAUGUCAUCAACGAGGCUCACGUUGUCCUUGCAUGGGCCGCAGACUUCUGUGAAGCCUAUGGUCAGAUCAACCACGUCAUUGCGCGCAUCCCUGUCGGCAUUCUUGUCCUGGCAAUGAGCAGAACACUAGGCUCAGAGGCCAAGACAUCUCUCACCAAGUUUCUGGGAUUUUAUGAUGGGACAUAUCAGACAAUCCAAAGAUCCUGUGAACAACCCAACCUACGUAUAAUAUUUAGUACACUCAUGCAUGGACUUGGCGGGAAGGACUUCCCUGAUAUUGCCUGG